AGAGAGACAGAGAGCGGGAGAAAGCGGGCGCCCCAUUGCGAGCGGGACCUCCUUUCCCUCCUCUCCCUCCUUCUCCUCAGGGCGCCUGGGGCCUGGCGGGCGGGCUGGGCUGGGGGCGUGCGAGCCAAUGAGGGCCCGGACCCCGUCCCUCGCCGCCUCCGGAGCCGCCAGGAGCCCCCCCUGCCGACCCCCGGCUCCCCGAAAGGCAGGCCCGGCAGACCCAUGCGGCGCCUCCAGGAGAGAUUCCGCAGAUUCAUGAACCAUCCAGCCCCAGCGAACAGUCGUUACAAACCCACUUGCUAUGAACAUGCUGCUAACUGUUACACUCAUGCGUUUCUCAUUGUUCCAGCCAUUGUGGGUAGCACCCUUCUCCACCGACUCUCCGAUGAUCAAUGGGAAAAGAUAACAGCAUGGAUGUAUGGCAUCGGCCUGUGUGCCCUCUUCAUCGUUUCUACAGUGUUUCACAUAAUUUCCUGGAAAAAGAGUCAUUUAAGGACAAUGGAGCACUGUUUCCAUAUGUGUGACCGAGUGAUGAUCUAUAUCUUCAUUGCAGCAUCAUAUGCACCAUGGUUAAAUCUUCGUGAGCUUGGACCACUGGCAUCACAUAUGCGAUGGUUUAUCUGGCUCAUGGCUGCUGGAGGAGCCAUUUAUGUAUUUCUCUACCAUGAAAAGUACAAAAUUGUGGAGCUCUUCUUCUACCUAGCAAUGGGCUUUUCUCCUGCUCUAGUUGUGACCUCCAUGAACAACACCGAUGGACUACAAGAAGUUGCCUGGGGAGGUCUCAUUUACUGCAUGGGGGUGAUUUUCUUCAAAUGUGAUGGGGUCAUUCCCUUCGCCCAUGCCAUCUGGCACCUGUUCGUUGCCACAGCUGCUGCAGUUCACUACUACGCUAUCUGGAAGUAUCUUUACAAGAGCCCUGCCGACAUCAUCCGUCACUUGUGAUAUUAAACACUCACAGACACACACACACACCUGUAUCCUGCACUAUGCCUCCGACUCAGUAUUACUCAUGUAAAAGAAAUCCUGAGGAAGAGGGGGGAAAUGUUGCACAGGGAGAAAAGCACUGACUUUGUUUUCUGAACACAUUUACUGUGAACUGAAAUGACAAAAACAUGUGUCCUAGAAUUACUGUUUGUAUAUCAAGUGCUUGGCACACAGUUCUCCAAGCACUUUUCCUCGAGCAACAAUUAUUGGAAUAAAUAGGACCAAUGCAAGCAGAGCAUUACACAGCUCCUAUUCAUUUCAGUCUGUCUUGCACAGAAACAUUUCCUUCUUGUAUUAUAUCCACUAAGAAAGUGAAGGCUGUAUUCAGCAUGCCUAGCUUUGAAUUGUGGUUCAAACCAUCAUGCUGCAUUAUCAAUAAUCCAUUCCACAUUAACAGGGAAAACAGUGUAAAAAAUUGGCUAGUGGCCUGAUGUUUACAAAUUCUUUGGUUUUUUUUUUAAAAAAAGAAAUGUAUUUAAUGAGUUUCAUUUCUGCAACUUCAAAUGACAUAAACUUUUUAAAUGACAGUUUUGAAUUUUGAAAGUUGGUGUAAAGCAAAGGCUUGGUUCCUUUUUAAAAAAAAUAGUUGCUUUCUAUCACUUUUUUCACACACUAUUUAAUAAAAUGAAGAUCGUGGAUAAUGUUUUGCUUUCCUCACCACCCCCUUGCUGUGCUGCUGUGACUUUUAUAUAUAUAUAUAUAUAAACAGAAUAGUUUUUUAACAGUAUUUUAAAAGUAUACGCAGCUGCUGUUGUGCAGCUGUGCCUGUAGUGAAACUUUGCAAGAGAGAGUUACAUUCCACUUACUGUCUUGACGGAUAUACCUCUUUCAAAGGUUUUUGUGAAAACUGUGGUCGAUAAUGAUGAAUUUCACAAUUGGCUUGGCUAAGCUUUAACCUGUUAUCCUAAACAGUAAACUGAAUUGCCUAAUCUAGGUUUCUUUAAGCCAAUGGUUCUCAACCUGUGAGUCCCCAGGUGUUUUGGACUACAACUCCCAGAAAUCCCAGCCAGUUUACCAGCUGUUAGGAUUUCUGGGAGUUGAAGGCUAAAACAUCUGGGGAUCCACCAGCUGAGAACCAAUGAUUUAAGGGCACAUGCAAUGCUAGAUAACACCUGAAUCCAUCACACAGUGCCAUUUCUAAAGGCAGUUGCAUGUGUUGAUGGGAAAAGCACUCGAGAAAUGUUGGCUGUUGUCAUUCUUGUGGCCAGGAACGAACAGUUGCAAGAUCUAAACUACUCUCAAGCAGCAGUAAUGGUGUGCAAGACACUUUGGUGCUCAAGUAAUCCUAACAGCACAAUCCUAGGCAUGUUUACUCAGAAAUAAGUCUCCUUUUUGUGGGGCUUACUCCCUAGUUCAUAUGUUUAGGAUUGCGUCCCUGCAGUGUUAAAGAGGUCUGGUUUUGGAAAAUGAUUCCUGUUGGCUGUAGCCUUGCUACUCCUAUCAUUUCUGAGAACGUAGCCUAUAACAGUUGCUGAUAACCUUUGAGUAUUAAUAGUUAGGUUUAUCAUACACCCAAAUGGCCUUUUCAGGGAGGGAAACUUAAAGAACUUGAGAGGUCUCAUCAGUCUGGGACUUAAAAGUAGUAAAACUGGGCUGUAGAUGUGCUGCUCCCUUAGCAUCUCAGACAAUGAAAUGCUGUAGCAAUUUGAUUGUAGAAAAUGUGCAUUAAAUAACCAGAUGUUAGACUCCUCAUUGUAUUGAUUGGUGUCCAGUUACUGUAGCAUGUCCCACUGUACUAUGAAUGUCUUAUAUUAAGAUUGAAUUUAUGCUUUUUCUAACUUGCUCUUUUUCAUACCAGUGUUUUGAAAACUAAAAUCAAACAUGUUGCCUUUUUCAGAUUUUAUUCUGGAUAUUUUGCCUGUCACAAAAAUAGAUCUAUACAAUAGAGGUGUAGAGGGAGAUACCCCUAGAAAUAUUUAACAUUAUCUAGACUUGAAAGUGGGUUGUUUAUAUCUUCGGAGUGGGUGCAUUUGUAUAUGAUGCAGGAAGGGAGAAAUGUUCUGAUGAGACUAGAUCGGUGGUUCUCAAGCUGUGGGUCCCCAGAUGUUUUGGCCUUCAACUCCCAGAAAUCCUAACAGCUGGUGAACUGGCUGAGAUUUCUGGGCGUUGUAGGCCGAAACACCUGGGAACCCACAGGUUGAGAACCACUGGACUUAGAGCAUCACACCCUGACUUCCAUAUAGUAUUAGCUGAUGACCCGACAUCUGUCCCUCAUCAGAAACAUUUUUAAGCUUUCCAGAACUCAACAACAGUACUGCGCAAAGUGAGGGCCCCUGAGCCAUUGCCUCCUGCUCCCUGGCAAGUUUCCAGGAAUGAAACACUUUUAGCCAAUGGGCACAAAUAUGGUGCUGGUCCAUGGCAUAUUGGGUGACAGGGGGAUGUCAGUCUCCCACAUCAAAUAACAUGAGAAGCAUGGCUUAGGAUACACACAGAUCUCUGGAGAUCUCUGUGUCACUUGUAUCUGAAUACACAAUGGCAAAGAAUGCAGGCGCUCACAUGACUAUAAUUCCUGCAUAAGUAUUGCAAUGCCUGGUCUGGGGCAAUUGAGAUUUAUUUAAUUGAAUAAACGAAUAGAAUAAGAAAUAGGUUACACUUGGCAGUCUUGGAACAUCUGAAUGCCUCGGUCAUCUUUGUUGUCUCUUUCCCCUGCUCACUUUUUAAAAACAACGAACAUGUCUGGCUUUGAAUAUAUUCUCUUUUUUUCUGUGUUCUUGUAUGCUGUUCCAGUCCAGAACUUAGUGGAAGACCACUAAGAUAUAUGUAAAGCUUCCUGCUUUUGUCAGAAUUUAUGAAACUUGCUCCAAUUAAUUCUGCUACUUUUAUGGUGAUUUAUCAUGGUCUUUUUAAUGUGUUUGUUUAUAAAAGUGAAAGGUGUUUUGUUUUUUUAAAUAAAAAAACCUAAACUCGCCAAAAAUAAUUGUAAUUCAGUCUAGUCCCAAAGGUAUCAAUGUAUUAGAUUAAUGCAAAUAAACAUUUUGUGCAAUUUGGA
Messenger RNA from Anolis carolinensis (green anole), 3973 nucleotides. It is a transcript of the gene mmd, whose product is annotated as monocyte to macrophage differentiation associated. The record is from RefSeq and is a predicted model, not a curated record. Bases 223 to 942 code for a protein of 239 amino acids. Gene Ontology annotation, molecular function: pore-forming activity. Gene Ontology annotation, cellular component: membrane. The transcript has 7 exons. NCBI's taxonomy places the organism in Eukaryota, Metazoa, Chordata, Lepidosauria, Squamata, Anolidae.